Mytilus trossulus (common blue mussel) is the source of this 727-nucleotide messenger RNA. Its product is annotated as integumentary mucin C.1-like. The record is from RefSeq and is a predicted model, not a curated record. The transcript has 5 exons. Bases 1 to 663 code for a protein of 220 amino acids. Lineage: Eukaryota; Metazoa; Mollusca; Bivalvia; Mytilida; Mytilidae.
AUGACUAAAAAACCAAGAGAGUUUGGACUGAUUAUUCUGUUAUUCAUAGUAAAGCAUGGAAACGCUGCAGUCGCUACACCAACAGCCGCUCCACCAACAGCCGCUCCACCAACAUCCGUUGCAACAACAACCACUGCACUACCAGCCGCAACCAAGAUUACUACCGUGAAUACAGCAUCUACAACUAUUACACCUCCAGCAAAUGUUACCAGUAAGCUUCCAAUGAAUACAACAACGUCAUCUCCUUCAUCAACAACAGUACCAACAGGACCAACACAAACUACAGUACCAAAAACAACACCAACAACAACAACGACAACACCAAAACCUCCUGAUACGUGCUACAUGUAUGAAAUUUCAUGUAACAAAGCAGCUUGUCCGGACGUGUAUGAGAACAAAACAGUUCACUUUCCGAAUAACGUUAAGAUGUGUGAUCGUACAGAUACAGGAUAUUGUUUCGUUAAUAAGAUAGUCGACUCGAAAAAUGAAAGCAUUGCUAACUAUACCAUGGGAUGUAUUACAAGCUGCACCAAUCAAAAAAACAUCUUUGGUUGCUGUCGGGACCAUUUAUGCAACAAGGAUCUAUCUUUGCUCAAUAGUGGGCAAUAUGUGAAAUACAAUUUUCUGAUGUCUGUGAUUUGUAUAGCUAUAAGUCUUUUCUGAUCGAAUACUUUUGAAAGAUUCACUGUAUACGAACAAUAUAAUUGCGGAUUCAGACAGGUCAAAA